Molecule: messenger RNA, 1041 nt
Organism: Thlaspi arvense
Lineage: Eukaryota; Viridiplantae; Streptophyta; Magnoliopsida; Brassicales; Brassicaceae
Source: the annotation of a GenBank genome assembly
AUGCAUUGGUGUAAUCUAAGGAUGAUAAUAGCAAAACAAUACCGUUGCAUUCACUCAGCGACUUGUCAUUGCACGAAAGGACAUAUCAGCGAAGAAGUGUUGUUCCUUAUGGUUCAGCAUCUGAACUGGAAUCCUAACGUGAUCGCGACUCUAUCUUGCGUCUGUAAAUGGUUCGAUGAUCUAGCCAAACGGAUACUGUGGAAAGAGUUCUGCAGAGCCAGAGCACCGAAGAUGAUGUGUGACCUUCAGUCUAGUGGUAGCCACAGUGUUGAUGGGAGCUGGAGAGCACUUGGGAAGCUUCUGAUCUUCUGCUCUGGUUCGAGCAAAGGCGGGCUCUUCAACGAUGUUCAGAUCCCGGGUCAUUUCGUUCACAGAACACGGUUCUCGAGAACCUCGGGGAGAAGCUUUCUUCCUCCACAGUGCCGGAACGAUGACAUUCUCUAUGUCUCUGAUCCUUGUGAGCAUCUGGAUCAAGGAGAAGUCGGAGAUUUAGGGUUCUUCCGAGGGUUUUUCAAGUCGUUUUCGAUGUCGAAGGUGAGGAAGCUGCUUAUUAGGAAAGGGACAUCGUUUCAUCCCACAGAGGUUUGUCCUUAUUGCAAGGCUAAGCUUUGGAGUAUGCUUCAGGCGAAGAUGAUACCACAGAGUGCUAGCUGUAGAUUGGGUGCUUAUGAAGAUAGCAUUGAGUAUUAUGUUUGUCUCAAUGGACAUAUGCUUGGAGUUUGCACUCUCUUACCGUUGUCCGAUUCUGAAGGAGCAUCUGAAUUUCAGUGAGUGACUACACAAGUUUCCCUUUACAGAAGUUAAUGAUUGUAGCCUCUCUGUUUCUUUCUGGCUGGUGAAUUGUUGUUAGCUGGACUUUGGGAUCAUCACUUUGCAUAGAGUUGGUGUGAAGUUGUAAAGAGAGCUAGCAAUUUCAGAUUUCACAUAUUCUCUCAAAUCUAUCAUUGUUGUUACAGUGCAUGUAUAUGUAUGAAACAUCAUUUAUUUCUGCUAAAAUUUAUGAUCAUUUGACCCAAAUAACGUUGAAAUCUCUUCUCGGAA